Messenger RNA from Linum trigynum, 2479 nucleotides. The record is from the annotation of a GenBank genome assembly. NCBI's taxonomy places the organism in Eukaryota, Viridiplantae, Streptophyta, Magnoliopsida, Malpighiales, Linaceae.
UCACAUGGCAAUUUGCCAAAUUUAAGAGUUAGGAGUAGUAAAGUACUAAGAAGGAGAAAGGAUGGCCUAAUGAUAAACAAAAAUUAAUAUAUGUCAUCCCUAUAAAAAUAUUAUAAGAAGAAAUGAUACAGAAUAAAAAAGAAUUACAAAAGCGACAAUCUGCCAUCCUUUCAAAAUCAUAUCGAUAUAGUUCAUAUUAAGGGUGGUAAAACUCGAGUUUUGUAAUUUUUGUCAUUCUAGAUUUUAUACUAUAAUCAAAAUCGAUUUCUUAGAAGUUAGAACCCAUCUGAGAGUUUGACCUCAAACAAAGAAAAUGUCAGAAGAAGAAAAAGAAGAAGAAGAACAACAACAACACAACUCUCCUUCCCUCUUCCCAUCUUGAAUCCUUCAAUCUCUCUGAUCCAGUCAAAGCUUUCCAGCAAUGGCGCCAUCCAUGGAACCCCUCUCCCUAGAAACCCAGCACCUAAUCAACAACAACACCAAAAACCCUCCUCCAAAAUCACAAGAAGAAGAUCCCACGGAUCAAACAUCCCCACCAACCAAUUAUCUCUCCAACACCAAAUCCAUCCUGCUCGAGCCCCUCCAAUGGCUGCAAAUGCUGUCAUCCAACUUAAACCCAACAUUCAUCCUCGGGAUCUUCGUCGUCUACGGCCUCAGCCAGGGCUUCUCCGGCUCCUUCUUCAGGGUCGUCACCGACUACUACUGGAAAGACGUCCAGAAGCUGCAACCCUCAACGGUCCAGAUCUACAUGGGCUUCUACUACAUCCCCUGGGUCAUGAAACCCCUCUGGGGCCUCCUCACCGACGUUUUCCCCGUCGGCGGGUACAGGCGGCGGCCGUACUUCGUGGCCGCGGGGGUAUUGGGAUCUGCUUCCGCUCUGGCGGUGGCGCUGGUGGGGGAAUUGCCGGUGGCGGCGGCGCUGACUUGCCUGGUGGGCGUCACGGCCGGAAUGGCGAUCGCCGAUGUGACGAUCGAUGCUUGUAUUGCGAAGAGCAGCAUCGAAAUUAAGGGUUUGGCUGCCGAUAUGCAGAGCCUGUGCGGGUUUUGCUCCUCUGUUGGCGCUUUGAUUGGGUUUUCAACUAGUGGGUUGUUUGUUCAUCGGCUUGGACCUCAGCUGGCUCUGGUUCUUCUGGCGAUGCCGCCUGCUCUGGUGGCGGUGUUAGGGUUCGUCAUCUAUGAAGUAAAACGGUCUCCUGGUGGUCAGAAUGACGAGAACGGAAACACGAGCAUCAAGGUAGUAGAAGACCUAGGAGUGGCAAUCAAAGGGACAUGGAGAACAAUCCAAUGCCCACAAGUAUGGAAGCCAUCCCUCUACAUGUACCUCUCAUUGGCCCUCAGCAUCAGCACCCACGAAGGCCAGUUCUACUGGUACACCCACCCCAAUCCUAACCCAAACCCUAACCCCGGUCCACCCGGUCCAGCCUUCUCCCAAUCCUUCAUAGGCAUGGUCUAUGCCGUGGGAGCCCUGGCCUCCAUCGUUGGCGUAGUCAUCUACCAGAAAGCCCUGAAAAACAUCCCGUUCCGCACCCUCCUAUUCUCGGCCCAGCUCCUCUACGCACUCUCUGGAAUGCUCGACGUAGUGUUCAUCCUGCGGUGGAACCUCUGGUUGGGCAUCCCGGACUCAUUGUUUGUGAUGGCAGAGGAGUGCGUGUCGAGGGUGGUCUCGAGGGUCCGGUGGACCCCGAUGAUCGUGUUGAGCACGAGGUUGUGCCCGUCGGGGAUCGAGGGCACGUUUUUCGCGCUGCUGAUGUGCAUCGACAGUUUGGGGUCACUGUCGUCCAAGUGGGGAGGAGGGUUGAUGCUUCACAUGUUUGGGGUGACCCGAACCGAGUUCGGGAACCUGUGGGCGGUGGUUCUGUUGAGGAAUGGGUUGCGGUUGGGGACAUUGGGUUUGGUUUUUCUUGUACCGAAUCGAGGUUUGGAGGAUGAGUUGGUUACUGAUGGUGUUUUGGGAGUAGGGAGUGAUGGUUGUAGAGAGCUAGGGGAUGGAGAUGGUGGGGUUUUGCUUGUGGGUAUGGAAGGUGGAGAUAGGGAUGAAAAAACAACGUUAUUACAAUCUUAGUUGACCAAAGGAUGAGUCAUGAUCAAUGUAGUUAAAAGUUUGAUUCUACGUAUAAGUGUUUUGGUGAUCUAGAAGAGUAAAAACUUAAAACUUUUAAUCUUUCAAUCAAGUGCGAUUUUGAUUACAUUAUUACACAGCUUGCAAUCAAAAGCGCGAUUCUAAAUAAAAGCAUUUUAAAUGACCUAGAAGCGUAACAACAUAAGCUUUUAACCUUCCAAAAAUGAUUUUUACUACAUUGAUGAUGACGGUACAAAUAUACUUUUUAUUGGUAGUAACUAUAGCUAGUCUAUCAUUAAGGUAUGUUGAACCAAAAUAAAAAAUGUUGUACAAAACUCAAAAUAUGACACUCGGAUGUUGUAGUACAUAUGAGGUAGCACAUCGGAUCGUCAGGUUUCGAAACAAAAGACCUUUUGAUUA